Zingiber officinale is the source of this 1806-nucleotide messenger RNA. RefSeq names its product sulfhydryl oxidase 1-like. Lineage: Eukaryota; Viridiplantae; Streptophyta; Magnoliopsida; Zingiberales; Zingiberaceae. Gene Ontology annotation, molecular function: flavin-dependent sulfhydryl oxidase activity; protein disulfide isomerase activity. The record is from RefSeq and is a predicted model, not a curated record. Gene Ontology annotation, cellular component: Golgi membrane. Gene Ontology annotation, biological process: protein folding. The transcript has 11 exons. Bases 161 to 1690 code for a protein of 509 amino acids.
UUGAACCGAGAAAGGGAGGACGUUGAAGACCCUUCGGGAAAGGAAACGCUCCUCGGCCUUCUACCCUUUUUUCUCAGCCUUGAAAUCGAUCGCAGAGACGCGCUGCCAUUGAAUUUGCUUGUGAUCUCCUCGAUUUCCUUUCCAUUUCUCCGUCUCUCCGAUGCGUCUCGCCGACGGGGCGUUCCUUUUUUCUCUUCUGGUCCUCAUCUUAGGUGCCCGCGGCCUCGAAGCCGUCCGGUCGGUCGGCGAGGGCGCCGAUCUCCCUGAUGCCGCCGUCGAUCUCAACGUCUCCGAUUUCGAGACCGCGCUGAGGGAAUCCCCGGCCAGCUUCGCCGUCGUCGAGUUCUUCGCUCACUGGUGUCCUGCAUGCAGAAACUAUAAGCCUCAUUAUGAGAAAGUUGCAAGGAUUUUCAAUGGGCCUGAUGCUGUGCAUCCUGGAAUUGUUCUGAUGGCACGAGUUGAUUGUGCAUUGAAGAUAAAUACGAAUCUUUGUGAUAGAUUUUCAGUUGGUUUCUAUCCUAUGCUAUUGUGGGGUCCUCCAGCUAAAUUUGUGUCUGGUAGAUGGGUGCCUAAACAAGAAAAUGGUGAUUUACAAUUGAUUGAUGAUGGAAAGACAGCAGAUCAAUUACUCAAUUGGAUAAACAAAAAACUUGGCAGCUCAUUCAACUUCGAUGAUGCCAGAUAUGAAAAUGAAAACACAUUAGCUAAGAAUGCCUCGGAUCUUGAACAGAUUGCGCAUGCUAUUUACGACGUUGAAGAAGCUACAGCAUUAGCUAUGGACAUAAUCAUAGAACAAAAGAUGAUCAAGCCAAGUACUGGAGCUCCAUUUAUAAAAUUUCUCCAGCUUUUGGUGGCACAUCACCCUUCAAAAAGGUGUCGAAGAGGAAUUGCUGACCUACUUGUAAGCUUUGACGAUCUGUUGCCUUCAGGUCCACUUUCAGAAAACGCCCCUAUUCUGCAAGAAUAUGACAUACUUAAAUCCUAUCGAAUCUGUGGCAAGGAAGUUCCUCGUCAAUAUUGGAUAUUUUGUCGUGGGAGUAAAGAUGAUUCAAGAGGCUUCAGCUGCGGCCUGUGGGUAUUAUUCCACUCUCUGUCUGUUCGAGUUGCUGACGGAGAGAGCCAAUUGGUUUUCACUACGAUCCGCGACUUCAUCAAGAACUUCUUUGUUUGCGACGACUGUCGUCGGCAUUUCAAUGAAAUGUCUUCGCGUGUUCAGGCACCAUUCAACACGACUCGAGGCCUAAGUCUUUGGCUGUGGAGAGCUCAUAAUGAAGUGAACGAGAGACUCAUGAAGGUGGAAAAGGACAUGGGCACGACCGAUCCAAGGUUUCCCAAAACAACAUGGCCUCCGAACCAGCUCUGCCCGUCAUGCUAUGUUUCUUCGAGCCCAAAAAAAGGCGUCAACCCGCAAAUCGACUGGAAUGAGGAUGAGGUGUAUAAAUUUUUGGUGAAUUAUUACGGGAAGAAACUUGCAUCUUUAUCCAGAGAUACAACUCUGAGCCAGAAGACGGAUGAUAUUGAUGAGUCGAAUGACACUGCAACCUCGAGCAAUGCAGUUGCAGUGCCGAUCGGAGCUGCACUGGCCAUUGCUCUGGCUAGCUGCACAUUCGGAGCCUUGGCUUGCUUCUGGAGAGGCCAGCAGAAGAAAAAGAAAUAUUUGCACCAACUUCAUUCUUUUAAGGACGUAUGAUCUUGGAAUGCAAAUCACAUUCCAUCUGAUGUUCAUCUUGUCUGGAAAAGAUGAACUCAUUUUCUCAAGUUUUUAUUGUUUUAUUUAUCAAGUUUUCAACGUUUUUCGAUUAGUUA